Molecule: messenger RNA, 4635 nt
Organism: Physeter macrocephalus (sperm whale)
Lineage: Eukaryota; Metazoa; Chordata; Mammalia; Artiodactyla; Physeteridae
Gene: FMO3
Product: flavin containing dimethylaniline monoxygenase 3
Exons: 8
Coding region: 144-1742 (532 amino acids)
Molecular function (GO): NADP binding; flavin adenine dinucleotide binding; N,N-dimethylaniline monooxygenase activity
Source: RefSeq, a predicted model, not a curated record
CUAUUUUCUUUUAAUAUUGCUUUUCUUGGUGCAAAAACAAAGUUUCUUAUUAAGCCAAAAAAUGAUACCAAAAAAAAAUCCAAAAAUAAGUCUUCAGCAACACUGUUGCUGGAAAUGUUCCCUGGGCCUUUGCACAGGCAACCAUGGUGAAGAAAGUGGCCAUCAUUGGAGCUGGCAUCAGUGGCUUGGCAUCCAUCAGGAGCUGCCUGGAAGAGGGGCUGGAGCCCACCUGCUUUGAGAAGGGCGAAGACAUCGGGGGCCUGUGGAAAUUCUCGGACCAUGCCGAGGAAGGCAGGGCCAGCAUUUAUUGGUCAGUCUUUACCAACUCUUCCAAAGAGAUGACAUGUUUUCCAGACUUCCCUUUUCCUGAUGACUUUCCCAACUUUAUGCAUAACAGUAAGCUCCAGGAAUACAUCACUGCGUUUGCCAAAGAAAAGAACCUCCUGAGAUACAUUCAACUUAAGACACUUGUAUCCAGUGUAAAUAAACGUCCCGAUUUCUCAGUCACUGGCCAAUGGGACGUUACCACUGAAAAGGAUGGUAAAAAAGAAUCAGCUAUCUUUGAUGCUGUAAUGAUUUGUUCUGGACAUCAUGUGUACCCCCACCUACCAAAAGAGUCCUUUCCAGGUCUACAACUUUUUAAAGGCAAAUGCUUCCACAGCUGGGACUAUAAAGAACCAGGAAAAUUCAAGGGGAAGCGAGUCCUGGUGAUUGGCCUGGGGAAUUCGGGCUGUGAUAUUGCCUCAGAACUCAGCCACACAGCUGAACAGGUCAUCGUCAGCUCCAGAAGUGGCUCCUGGGUGAUGAGCCGGGUCUGGCAUGGUGGCUAUCCAUGGGACAUGAUGUUUAUCACUCGAUUUGAAACCUUCCUCAAGAACAACUUACCAACAGUCAUAUCUGACUGGUGGUACGUGAAGCAAAUGAAUGCAAGAUUCAAGCAUGAGAACUAUGGCUUGAUGCCUUUAAAUGGCACCCUGAGGAAAGAGCCCGUGUUCAAUGAUGAGCUCCCAGCUCGCAUUCUAUGUGGCACUGUGACCGUUAAGCCAAAUGUGAAGGAGUUUACAGAGACUUCGGCCAUUUUUGAGGAUGGGACAGUGUUUGAGGCCAUUGACUGUGUCAUCUUUGCAACAGGCUAUAGUUAUGCCUACCCCUUCAUUGAUGACUCCAUCAUUAAGAGCAGAGACAAUGAGGUCACCUUAUUUAAAGGCAUCUUCCCGCCUCCACUGGAGAAGCCAACCAUGGCAGUGAUUGGCCUUGUCCAGUCCCUUGGAGCUGUCAUCCCCACAGCUGACCUGCAGUCUCGCUGGGCAGUACAAGUAAUAAAGGGAACUUGCACUUUGCCUUCUGUCAAGGACAUGAUGAAUGAUAUUGAUGAAAAAAUGGGGAAAAAGCUCAAAUGGUUUGGCAAAAGCGAUACCAUACAGACGGAUUAUAUCGUUUAUAUGGAUGAACUUGCCUCCUUCAUUGGGGCAAAGCCCAGCAUCCUAUGGCUGUUUCUCACAGAUCCAAAGUUGGCCUUGGAGGUUUACUUUGGCCCUUGCAGCCCAUAUCAGUUUAGGCUGGUGGGCCCGGGGAAGUGGCCAGGAGCCAGAAAUGCCAUCCUGACCCAGUGGGACCGGAUAUUGAAACCCACGACGACAAGAAUUGUUGGGAGUCCUCUGAAGCCUUGCUUAUUUUGCAGUUGGUUCAGGCCCAUUCUUAUUUCUGUUCUGUCAAUUGCUGCUUUCCUUGUGUUGUUCUAAUCAUCAUUCCAUCUAGUAUUCUGAAAGUUACUAACACUAGCUGGGAAGAAACUUUGCUAUUUAAAAAUUAGGAAUUUCACACCUCCUACUUUCCUAUUUAGCAGGCGUUAGUCAGUAAGACAGUACUAUUUCUAGGCUUUUAAAUAAGCCCCUGUAAGAAUCAUGUCAUGAUCUAAAGAGCAUUAAUCAAUUCUCUUCAGUUUCCACUAACAUUUCAUAAUUCCAUAACAUUUCCAUAACAUUUCAUAAUUAGAUAUAUGCUCUUUAUCUCUAACCUAAAUCAUCUCCUGAAACAUUUGACAUGAUUCCUUUUCUCCUUAAACAAUGUUUUAAAUAUGUAUUUCAAAUCUAAACAAAGAGCAGAUUAAGCAGAGUAGUUGUAAUAUGAUAGUCCCAGCCUACUUCUACAAACAAUUUGCAGGAUCAAGGGGAGAAUUUGGCUAUUAUAUUCUAUUUCUGUCCUCCAGGUGAUUCCUCUUGUCCCCUGGCCAAGAAACAUAGCAUGAAGACCCCAUUUAUAAUGGAAGUUAGCAAGAAGUAACUCAUUUUAUUUAGAUUCUCAAUAAGGAACCAACUUUCCAACAUGUAGCAGCAAAAUAAUGACAACAAUAACAAUAAUAAUGAGUAGAGCACCAAAUCUACCUUUUAACUGAAUGGACAGUCUUUUAAAAAAUUAAAUAUUUAGCCAAAGCUAUGACCCAAGCCUAAUAAAACCUGAUAUGGAUCAUAUAAAAUUAUAUUGUCCCCUUAUAGAAUGGGGUGCCAGAAUAAAUCUAAAAUUUUAUUUUUUAAAGUAUUAUUACAUGUUACAAUUAAAUUUUGAUAGUUCAAGAUUUUCCAGUUUGACAUUAUGGAGCAGAUAAAAUAAUCCGUCAGCAUCACCAGCCACCAGAGGGCUCUGCAUGUUGUUAAACUCCAUACUUCUUACUACACCUUCAUUUCUUUUUUUUUUUCCAAACAAACUUUAUUAAAAAAAAAAAUCUUGUGCUAUACUUGGUUAUAAAGGGACAGUCUCAAAUUUGGGGGGAAAUACCAUUUUAUCUUUCUUAUUUAUUAUUCCUUUCUCUCUUAUGCUUCUUUAGACAAAAUACUCCCUACAAAAUCCUGGAAUCCAUACUCCUUAUGAAAUACUCCUUACAAAAUUUCUAACUGAAGCCAUUAGAGCAACAAGAGGAGGAGGAGAUCACAUUUUUCUCUAACACUUUCUUCUUUUCUUUUUUUUUUUUAAAUUCUCUUGAUAUUUUAAUCUUUGGAGCUAAGAUUUAUUAUGGAUGUUGUUGUACACAACUUUAAAUCGUUCCCUUUUCCUAAUUGUUAAAGGUAGCAAAAUAAUAUUCUGCUUUUAAGGUCUUCUCACAAGACGUGAAGUAUUCCCAAAUAUUCCCAAGUGAAACAGAACUUUUCUUAAAACCCUGUGGCCUAAAUGGAAUCAAGUAAACAAAUUAAAUACAGCACAUAAAAUUUAUUUUGUUUCAUGUUAUAAAUGCUAGUAUGCAAAAUAAAUUGAAGAUUAAAAUUGAUAUGAUACAGUUUCUUUUAUUCUUCCUCAUAUGAUUCUUUAAGUUUUUUUUUUUUUUUGCAUUAUGCGGGCCUCUCACUGUUGUGGCCUCUCCCCUUGCGGAGCACAGGCUCUGGACGCGCAGGCUCAGCGGCCAUGGCUCACGGGCCCAGCCGCUCCGCGGCACGUGGGAUCCUCCCGGACCGGGGCACGAACCCGUGUCCCCUGCAUCGGCAGGCGGACUCUCAACCACUGCGCCACCAGGGAAGCCCUGAUUCUUUAAGUUUUUGUAAACAUAAUUGGCUCAUUAAUAUUCUUCCUAAACUAUUGUAGCCAACAUACUCUCUUAAUAGUCCUAUUAACAUCUAUCUAUUCCUAUACUAAACUGAACUAUUAUCAAUGUCUCAAUUACUUUGGUAUAUAACAGUAAUUCUCAAUCAUUCAAUUCCACAUGUUACUCUGAUAAGACUAAAUAUGUGUGUGUGUGUGUGUGUGUAUUUCAACUGACACACAAUUUGAACAUAUGAAGCACAAAAGAUUUUUUUCACUCCCAGUUUCAUCUAGAAAUUCUUACCAGUUCUUAAAAGUGCAUAGUCAGAUAUUAAAAAUAAAAGCAAAUAAAAUUUUUUUUGUACAGCUCUCAUAGCUAUGCUGAUUAGAUAUGAAGCUGACCUGCAGGAUCAUAGGAUUAUUGGCCACACCCACUUUCCGCAAUGGGAGGAAGGACCUUGAAAUGGAUUUCGGCAAUUCAGCCAUUCAGAGGUUUCCAGCUUCUGAAGCCAAGUAGCAGUUUUUAGCCAAAUACUGAGAGUAAAGUCAAUCUUCAGUGUAUUUACCUACCAAUCUUCUUCACUUCCUCUUUUCCUUCCUGUCUUCUUCCUCUUUAUCUUUCUCUUCUUUCUUCUCUGUUACUAUUCUUACUUCUUUUUUUCUUUCUCUAACUUCUUCAUCUUCCCUCUUCCCCUUCCUUCUUCCUUUUUCCUUUUCCUUCAGCAGAAAUGAUUGGAGGCAUGAGUAUUCACUUUGAAGGGCUCUUGGAUCUUCUGGGAUGGUGUCCCACAUGCUAACCCCAAACUGCCUUCCAAAAAGUGAGCAUGCUCCCCUAGACACAACCAUGCUACAUGCUGUGAUGAAGAUGAAGAUGCUGAGUUAGAUAUGGUCCCUGUCUUCAGUCAGGUACAGUCUAGUAUGUAACAGAGAACUGAAAAAAAUAUAUAUAUAACUUUGCCUUGAGCAAGCAAAAACUUCUAAUUUUUUGUAGAAAUCCAGCCUCUGUGUUCUCAGUUGCCCAAGAUUUUCAGAAAUUGCUAGCAUCUGCUAUAAUGUUAAAUUAAAGUAUUGAAGCUUAAUUAAUAUUCAGAAUAACCCUUUAACACAGGUCUUAUCACCAGGGCG